Molecule: messenger RNA, 1587 nt
Organism: Aspergillus thermomutatus
Lineage: Eukaryota; Fungi; Ascomycota; Eurotiomycetes; Eurotiales; Aspergillaceae
Exons: 4
Coding region: 1-1587 (528 amino acids)
Biological process (GO): regulatory ncRNA-mediated gene silencing
Cellular component (GO): ARC complex
Source: RefSeq, a predicted model, not a curated record
AUGGAGACUCCAGAAAUCCCCUCAAUCUGCUCUCAGGAACUCCCCCUUCGACCCCUCAAACAACACAACGACCCAAAAACUGAGCAGCCGAACAUGACUACUCCUUCAGGACCUCAGAUCAGCAAGCCAGUUGAAACGACUCCACCCCAGCCAGAAGCGAAUGCGAAUCAAGAGGAACUAGAGACUAUCCCUGUUGAUCUGGUGGAGCCAAAGAAGAAAAAGAAGAAAACCAACAGACCGAAAAGCAAACGCGGCAAGAACAAACCGACAGGGUUCGAAGAGUACUACGUGGACGCCCCUAUAACACCCGAGGAGUAUGCAGAGGGACGAGAAAUAUACGAUGUGUAUGUGAUCGAUGCCACACUAGGAGAUGAGUCGGCUGACAAGCAGAUCACCUUAUCAAGCUCUCGGCCUAUCAUUCAUCGAAUGGAAGACGCGAUCCUACGCUUUCAGAAGAAGCGGCGCAUUGAAUGUGACAGACGCGAAAUAUUCUUAAAGUACCUGCAAUAUGGAGGCGUCGACAUCAGUCCAAAGAUGUUCACGGGUACAGACCAACGCGAUCUCAAGGAAAUGGACAGUGAACAGAUCCUCCUGGCCAGGGCCCAGACAAGCAUCGCGCAGGAGCAAUCGAACUUGCUCAUUGACUUCGACGCUGUGGUCAAAGGGUAUCUGACAUCCUACUUCCCGUACUACUUCAACCCCGAAACCGAGGACAUGGUCAAGCUGGCCACAGUCACGAUUUGGAACUUCCUCACGUACAUCCUCCACCACGACGUAGUCCCAGAAUGCAAAGCCAACAUCGAGGAAGCCAGGAAAUCCUGCGACAUCGCCAGCAAAGAGCUUUGGAAAAACCAGCAGUUCACAGCCAAAGGACCCGGAGACUUCAAUACCGCUUGCUCUACCCUCUUCGGCGGCGUCUUCUUCGACCUCUACGUUGAAGACGACCAGUGGAACAACAGCAAGGACGAUACAGUGUGCAUGACCAACGAGAUCGCCCGUAAGGUGGUCAAGUUCGCGCUGGCAGGCGCCGGGACCGACAGACAGGCCGUCCGAUUCCAAGAGCUUGCAAACGAAGACGCACUGCGGGCGAUGCGGGUCGAGGACAUCGAUGGCUUUGAAGUCACCGCCAUUAUCUUUCCAGACGACGAGACGAAGGAAUUUUACAAGGUGCACGCUCUAGAUCUGCACCCCGUUGGAAGAAUGCGGGCCAAGGCCUACCGCGACCCCGGCAAGCCCGACAUUGACCUCAGCCCUGAGGAGAGACUGGAGUGGGAAGAGAGCGGUGCACCGGCAUUGGAGUUUGACUUCUUCCUUGAGGAGAGUCUGCUGAAGUUGUGCUAUCCGGGCAUGAAGGUCAUUACAUCGGUUUGGGAACUUAACUGUGGAUUCCAUUACUUCGAUGAGGUGUUCACAGCCUACUGUUCUAAUUACACGGUUCUGGCCAACGAUUUGAUGAUAGGUUGGAAGAAGCCGAAAGAUUUGCGGAUGGGAGAUGAUCGUGAGGCUGAUGAGACUGAUGAUGAGGAAGGCAAGUGUUCAAAGGAAAAGGAAACAGAGGGUGCCCACGCUGUUGAGGAGGUGAUCUGA